CGCUCAGGUGUCAUUUGGACGAGAAUUGAACGGGGAAUCUUUUGGUAGUAGAAUCAGUUCGACUCAGUGUAAGGAAGAGGAGAAAGAUUUAAAUUACUAACAGCGCAGUUAUUUAUGGCGCACCUGUUACAUGCGCUUCUGGUUUUCUAGUUUGAAAAUCGAAACUGAUUUUCCACAACAUCAAUUCUGAAAUUCUACAAAAUAGAAGAUUAUUUGCUGGAAAAUCAAAUUCGAGAAAAUGUGAUUUUCUAAAAAUUAGAAAAUCAACAGUAUAUGUGGAUUCUUCGAAAAUUGCCUGUUUUUCUGUAACUUAUUUACAGUGUAGAUUCAGACACAACAUAUAGAUUUGAUAUAUUUUAGUAAUCGAAUUACUCGUGAUGGUGCUAUUCACAUUGCUCCAAUGCUUGAAAAAUGUGGUUUGUUACGAUUAAAUUUAGCUUUCAACCGCCUCGAAGACGAAGGUGCCGGUCAUCUAGCUCAAGCUUUACUUCAAUCUUAUUCAAAACUAAGAAGUUUGGAUAUUCGCUCGAAUAAUAUCAAAGGUGAUGGUUUAUGUAGUAUUGCUGAUGCAAUCAAAUUUAAUUCUGCUUUAACCGAAUUGUUUGUUUGGGGAAACAUCAUGGAGGAACGUGCUUGUCUGGCAUUUGAAAAUUUAUUGCAUAUACAACGAUUUGAAACAAACCAAAUAGACGUUGUGCCAUAUAAAGUGGACGGUGUUACGUAUUUGAGUCAAUUACCGAAUACCUUAUUAAAAUAUUCCUAUUGGACACAAGUGGAACCAAUUAUGGAACACUCCUAG
Molecule: messenger RNA, 799 nt
Organism: Didymodactylos carnosus
Lineage: Eukaryota; Metazoa; Rotifera; Eurotatoria; Philodinida; Philodinidae
Source: the annotation of a GenBank genome assembly